Molecule: messenger RNA, 1662 nt
Organism: Paraglomus brasilianum
Lineage: Eukaryota; Fungi; Glomeromycota; Glomeromycetes; Paraglomerales; Paraglomeraceae
Source: the annotation of a GenBank genome assembly
AUGGGCAGACUGGUUAAUAUAGAUUUUAUCAAUUGCCCACAUUCAGAAGUGCCGAAAGCGACAAAGUUAGAUACGUCAAUGACGCUCGAGAAAAUCCGCGGGGAGCUCUCGCAAUGUGAAAAUGGCGAAUCCAUUAUGAAGGACGAUAUGUAUUUUUGUAAUAUUGGACGCCCGUAUGUGAUAUCAAGGAGCAGAGAAGCAAACAUUUUUCUCUACGAGAUACUCGGUGACAACAAUAAUCUCUGCAUCAAGCGAAGCGAGAACCUUGAAAAAGUAGUGCCUCGUUUAAUUAAAGAGAAAAAGUUAGAUUGUGGCAUUCGAUGGACUGAAAAUGGACCAAAACAGUCUGAUAGCACAGCAUUCAAGUUUACCAGAUAUGAAUUUCUCUCAGUUCGCCGUGACUGUGGACGUAGUUUUGAAAAAAGUAACAAGAAACUCUGUGAAAAUGGCAUUGAAUGGAAACUAGAUUUGAAUAUGUCAUGGUUACCAUUUACCGGCUCGAUAGGCGCACGAUUUGCGCAAAAAGCAUCAAACGGAAUUGAACAUAAUUCACGGCGGAUAAUCCAAAGGCAUGAUCGAAAGGCAUUAUUGCUGAAAAGAGAACAUGUAAAACCUUCCGAGGAAUUUAGAAAUGAAGUAGAGCGAGCUUUGGAGUUGAGAAGUCAAAAGGAGAUGCGUAACGCACUGAAUGAAAUUUGCGAGAAAUAUGGGCAUUUUUGGGCGAGAACAGUACGACUAGGAGGAAUGAUUAUCAAAAACGAGGAAGAGCAUAAAGAAACCAAUGUUCAACCGAUUGGUGGGAAAAUCAGCAUUGAUGCCACGUUGAGAACAGCACCAUUGGAAACAAUGGGUGGGAUAAAUCGGAAUAAUGAAACGCUGAACCAAAACUCAUCUAGCAAUUUGGACAAGAUUAUAACAGUUAUUGGUGGAGAUGAGGCAGCUUACAAGUAUGAAGAUGAUACAGAACAAUGGCUUGAAACACUCCGAGAUCACUUUACCUUGGAGAUAGUGGAUUAUGAAGAUAUAGUUCCAAUAUUUGAAAUUUUUGAGGGAACUACACGAAAUACUAUCAUCAAAGCAUUUGGUCCAAGAAUAUGCUAUCAUGGGAUUAAUGAAUUGAAGCUCUCAAGAAAGACCAAAUAUCUAUGUGUGCGUCCACUAGAAAUCAAUUCUAAUGUAUGGGAGGGAAUUAGCCAGCAUCAAAUUUUUGCAGAAGUCAUGCGUGAUGACAAGGAUGAUGCAAUAUUUGCAGUGAAUAUUGAACAAAUGGCAAGUGGGCCACCAAACUUACAUGUAUCCAAAGUUCAGGAAAUUGGUAAUUUCAACAAUUUAUUUCGGAAGAGAUAUACACAUACUUUGAAAAUAGCCUACUUUAUCACAGGAUAUCCACAAUCAUUCAUCUUCCAAACAGUUGACGAAUUACCUGUUGAGGUUGGUGUUGUUGAAGGAAAAAAGAGAGAUGAUAAGUUUGUUGCUCCAUUGCCAAUGAUUCCAAAUAUUAAAGGCUUUAGUCAAAAAGUUGUCUUAAUCACUUGUUAUGUGACACAGCAGACUAUGCUGCUUGGCGAUUAUGUGAUAUUUGCAAUGCACCUUCACAAGGACAAUACCAAUAUUACUGAAGUAUGCAUUUCUGAUGUAGUAAUAACGGUUCUUGCAAAAUAA